Messenger RNA from Somion occarium, 2729 nucleotides. The record is from the annotation of a GenBank genome assembly. Lineage: Eukaryota; Fungi; Basidiomycota; Agaricomycetes; Polyporales; Cerrenaceae.
UUGAGUCAAACAAAAAACAUAAGUAGUCGGUCAUAUACACGACAAUCAGGUCUAUCAAGUUCAUGGGGGUUAUAUGCUAACUCCGUAUCGAUCUGUAUUCAAGUUGUGGUUAAAGGUCGGCGCCAGAUUAACUAAAUACACUCUCACUGCUGCCACCGAGAGCCCAACAAGAAACCUCGAUUAAGUGGAAGUAUUCGCUUCACGACCUCAUUUCGCCUUCGUCUGUGAAACAUCACCGACCAACUCCAAGUCACCUUCCCUCUCCGAAGUUUGACACUGCAUAAUUGCCACGAUGUCACUAUUAGACGAGGCACAUUGGACAUCCCACGUUCCGAACUCAGCAGUCUACCGAGAGCUAUCUGUUCUUCCUUCGUAUACAGCUUCCCAGUUUCAAGCCUCUAAUGUGAUUCGCAUCGCGAGUUCCACGAACGAUCAUGUUAGAAAUGUGAAAAGGCAAAAUCUACAGACUUUUGUGAUCAAGGGCGAUGAUGUAAUUGUCUCUCCGGCCACCGAUUUGGUAGAUGUUGUGAAAUCUGCCAUUUCCCCCUCCCGGAAAUGGAUAGCCAUUCUACGAGAGAUUCAGGACAAUUCCACCCCAGACGGCAAGAAACGAUUCGUUGAAGUCUGGAGCAGAGACAAGCUCGAAAUCUCAUUCGAUGCUACUAAAUCCCAUGGUGCCUUUUAUGGGGACGAGAUAUUCUCCUCUUUAUCUUUCUCCCCGUCGGAGAAUGCGCUAAUCUACAUCGCUGAAAUCCAAGCUGACGGCCCCAAGGAAUCUGAGGCAUCACCUUUGUCCAAGUACACAUACACGCCAGAACUGGGAGAGGGCUAUGCUGGCAAGAAGCGGCCAGGGAUCUUCGUCUUUAGAUGGGACGCUGAACAUCGCGAUGCUCUUCCGGCGGUACAUUUGCUGCGACCCAAAGAAUUACCUUCACAGCCGACGCUUUUCACACAAGCAGUUUUCGCCACAAAUGAUCGCAUCUUUGCCAUUGGUCACGAAUAUACUGCUGACGAGCGGCUCUUGGGUUUAAAGUUCUGCACAAACCGAGCAGCAUGCAUAUGGGAUUUCGCCCUUCCUAGCGAAGACAAUACUGCAGAGGUGUUACUCUGUGAAGCCUGGAAACGCACGCAAUCAUCUCGAUCUGCUCGUUGUCCUCGAGUUCACAUUGUUGACGGCAAGCCUUUGUCACUAGUCUGGAUGUCCAACCCUGUCGGAGGUCCUCAUGCUUCUUGUUCCACUCUUCAUCGACACAAUUUUGCGACCAACGAUUGGUCAGACCAGAUUAUUGUGGAGUCAGUCACUGAUCCAAAGCCUGAUAAAUUCCCGGGAAUAUUCGCUAGUUUACUUCCGACCGAACCUUUCGUUCAGCUCUCCACUUCAGAGUCUUCCGAAACGUUUGUCGCCAUUUCAUCUGCAUGGCGAUCUCGCGGGGUGGUGGUGCUCAUCUCGUUGGAGAGCGGCAAAGUUAUUAAUUUGAAUCCGGAUGACGCGGAAUAUCACUUCAGCUGGAGUGUGCUUGCUACGGACGGUGGUAAUCAGCUGGUCGUUGUGUGUAGUGCGCCCACUACGCCUCAGGAAGUUCUCCUUGGGAAGAUUACAAAUGACCGACAUGUUCAUUGGCAAGUACUCGUCAAGCCAGACCUAUCAGAUUCUCUGCGCGAAGGCUUGGCGUCCCUGAAGACAUCCAUUAUUCCAAUCCCUCAUCGAUAUCCAAUUGAGACUGUUGUCUUGGGACCGAAGGAUGGUUCGUCGCGGGCAUGUAUUACGAAUCCUCAUGGUGGUCCUCAUGGCAGUUCGACCACUUUAUUCAAUAUCUUCAAUGCUGUAUUUGCGCUAGAAGGAUAUACAAUCUCUAUGCCACUCUACACGGGAUCAGUUGGGUACGGAGAGAUGUACAUCCAAAAGCUCCUCGGUCGGAUCGGCGAUCUCGAUGUGCAGGACUGUCUCGAGACAGUCAAAUAUCUCAGUACUCUUGGUAUCACAGAACUGGGUCCUGGAAAACAGUUCCUCUUCGGUGGCAGUCAUGGUGGUUUCCUAAUAGGACAUCUGAUCGGUCAAUUUCCGGACGUCUUCAGUGCCAGCGUCCUAAGAAACCCCGUCAUAUCGCUAGGGGAGAUCUCCACAUCGGACAUACCGGAUUGGUAUUACGAGGAAGCAGGACUUCCAUUUCACGCGGAGUCGCUAAUGACACCGGAGGCGUACUCAAAGCUCUACCAAAUGUCCCCCAUUGCGUAUGUGGACAGAGUGCAGUCGCCUGUCUUAUUAGGUGUCGGUGAGAAGGAUUUACGGGUGGCGCCGACGCAAUCCAAAGCCUACUUCCACGCUUUGAAGGCCCGUAAGCGCGACGUCACGAUGAUCUGUUUCAAGGAUGAUACACAUGGACUAGAGGGUGUGGAAGCGGGUGGAAUAACCGCUGAUGCGAGUCUUGCACUCUUCAACAAAUAUCGGAAAUAACUGGCGGAAUGAUGUUUAGCAUGCAUUUGUACGUUACAAGAACAACGUUACCCAUGUGCUAAAUACAAUUGUACGAUAUCACAUUAAGUGACAAGUGAGUCUGUUAGAAACCAAGUCCCAGAAAAUCUAUUCCCAGAGAAAAAUGAAAGAACCCUCAAUCUCAAUGUGAUUGAUCCAUAGGCAAUAAAUUGUCAAGUACAUGGAUACAUAAUAUGGUAUUUAUACAAGCCAUGACUGGUCAGGGAACGACAUCAUAGCUGCUAGAUAGUCCGAA